Molecule: messenger RNA, 3290 nt
Organism: Cryptococcus deneoformans JEC21
Lineage: Eukaryota; Fungi; Basidiomycota; Tremellomycetes; Tremellales; Cryptococcaceae
Product: cytoplasm protein, putative
Exons: 16
Coding region: 80-3244 (1054 amino acids)
Biological process (GO): proteolysis
Molecular function (GO): metal ion binding
Source: RefSeq, a predicted model, not a curated record
GCCCAUCCUAUCUCGUCUGCGACGGCUUCCCCCUCUGUUCAAACACGGUAAUCCCACUCACAGUCCCAUAGUGCUUAGAAUGGUCUCCUCAGCAGCGGCUCAAGAUCAAGGCAACUUCAAGCUUCUUAAAUCUUUCCCCAUCGGUUACGCCCCCAUCACCGUCUCAAAAUGGAGGAGCGAAAAGACUGGAUUGACUGUUGUUCUCGGUAGUCAUCAAGCUCCUAUCACCAAUGGCUAUUUUGCAAUUGCCUCUGAAAUUUUUGAUGAUACUGGCCGUCCUCACACUUUGGAACACCUUGUGUUCCUUGGUUCCAAACAAUACCCCUACAAAGGCGUCCUUGACCAACUUGCCAAUCGCGCAGGAAGCAACGGGACCAAUGCUUGGACUGCUAAUGAUCAUACUGCAUACACCAUUUCCACAGCUGGCAGUGAAGGUUUCCUCAAGAUGCUCCCUGUUUACGUUGAUCAUAUCCUCCACCCCACCAUAACCGACGCCGGCUUUGUGACCGAAGUUUAUCAUAUCAACGGGGCAGGGGAAGAUGCUGGUGUGGUGUAUAGUGAGAUGCAGGCCAGAGAAAAUACUGCAGGUGAUUUGAUGGCCUUGGAAGGCCAAAGAUCCUUAUAUCCUCCUGGCUCUGCCUACAGGAGCGAGACUGGCGGUUUGAUGCACAAACUGAGGGUCUUAACGGCCCAACAGAUUCGAGAUUAUCAUGCCGAGUACUAUCAGCCAUACAAUCUAUGCCUCGUCAUUGACGGCGCAGUACCCAUCCCAGAACUUUUUGAUGUCCUUAACAAUCAAAUUGAUCCAAUGAUUCUUGCCAACAAAUCUGGUUCGGGGCCUAUCAUCCCCGCGGACUGGAAGCGCCCAUUUGUUCAGACUACAACUGCCAAACCACUUUCUAUCUCGAAGCCUAUCACCAAGACCGUGGAGUUCAUGGAAGAAGAUGAAUCUGUAGGAGAGGUGUUGAUCACCUACCUCGGUCCACCUCCCACUGAUUACCGCACCAAUUUGGCCAUUAGCGUUCUCGACAGCUACCUCACGCAAUCUGCUACUUCUCCCUUAUCCAAGGAGUUCAUUGAAAUCCCAAAGCCCUUGUGUACCGCCUUCAGCUUCUAUUCUAGUGAUCGAGUGAACAAGAACGAAAUAUCCGUCUAUAUUUCUGAUGUCCCUGCCAAACAUCUGGAGGACAUUGCUGGAUUGUUACAAGAGAAGCUGCGGAAAAUUGUGAGAGAAGAAGGAAUUGACAUGGAAAGGAUGAAGAGGAUAUUAAGGAAAGACCAGAGGAAGCUCUUGGAAUACAUGGAGAGUCGCGCGACAGAGGUUCUCUCUGAUGCGAUCAUCGGGGACUUCCUCUACGGUAAGGUAGAUGGUAAAGAGCUUCCUCUUGCCUUCAACGACAUGGAAGACUAUUCCAGUCUCCAUUCAUACACAGCCGAAGAGUGGCUGGCUCUUCUUGACAAGUACUUCGUAUCCGCUCCUUCUAUCACCAUCGUGGGCAAACCAUCUGCGGCCUUGUCGGUCAAAAUCGAGAAGGAAGAAAAGGAAAGAGUGGCAAGAAGGAAGGAGGAGCUGGGAGACGAGAAGCUGAAGGCGCUCGAGGCCAUGUUAGAGGCGGCGAAAAAAGAGAGCGAAAUCCCCCCUCCCAAAGAGAUGAUUACCAGUUUUCCUAUUACCGACCCUUCAAGGUUGACCUGGGUUCCUGUCGAGACUGCAAUCAAUAACGCAAUCAAUGACAAUGUCAAGAGUGAUGGGGGCGAAGUGCAGCGAUUCGUGGAUGCCGACGGACAUAGAUUGCCCUAUCAGACUCACUUUUCUCAUGUCAAGUCGAACUUUGUGGUGGUUGUAGCCUUAUUUGACACUAUCGAUGUACCCAUUCAUCUAAAGCCUUACCUCACAAUCUUCCAAAACGCCCUGUUUAGCCUUGGCGUAAAACGCGCUGACGGAACUGUGCUUUCUCACGAGCAAACUGUCAAUGAGCUUGAAGAUCUGACUGUAUCGCAAUCGGCACAUUUCGAGUUCAAGGGCAACUUUGCGGAAGUUAUGGCAGUUACACUAAAGGUCGAAAAGGCUCAAUACGAGCAAGCUGUAGCCUGGCUACGCGAUCUCUUGUCCGGUGCUGUCUUUGAUAGCAAGCGACUUUCGGUCAUUGUUGCGAAGCUCGCCCAAGAGCUCCCUACUGAAAAACGCGACGGGAACACCAUUGCUACUGCUUGGGCUAACAAUCUCACAUACGACGCUAGCAAAUCUUCCUCACAAGCUUGUGAGCUGUUGAACAGGUUACAUUUCAUCCCACAUGUCGCCGAAAUGUUGGAGAAGGAACCAAACGCAGUCAUUGAAAAAAUGGAGGAAUUGAGAAAGCACUUGCUUGAUCCAAGAAAGAUGAGGGUGGCCAUUCAGGGUGAUAUCCUCGGUUUGCAGAAACCUCUUUCUGUUCUGGCUCGGUCUUUCUUGCAAGUUGGCGAGGCACUGCCCCUUGAGCCUCUCUCGACAUCCCAGCAAACACUGACAACUUUGGGCAAAAAUCCGAGCAAGAAGUGUGUAAUCAUCCCAAUGCCGGCGAUUGAAGGCUCUUACGCUACAUUCUUCGCGACUGGUCCUUCUGGCCAUUCUCAUCCUGACCUUCCCGCCCUUCGUCUCGCCUCCUCCUUGCUGAAUGCUUUGGAGAGUUACCUAUGGAAGUCGAUCAGAGGCUCUGGAUUAGCUUAUGGAGCUCAUGUCAUGGUGUACCCCGAAGCUGGAUUGGUUGGAUUCAGUGUCUAUAGAAGUCCGAAUGCGAUGUUGGCGUACCAGGCCGCAGGUAAGAUCAUGGAUGGUUUGGUUGAUGGUUCUGUUGAGCUUGACCAAGACCUGGUGGAUGGCGCCCGUUCUAGCAUGACUUAUGACUAUGCUAGGCGGUCGGAAACUGUCUUGGGUGCCGCGGGUACCGCCUAUCUGAACGAAGUCUUGAAGGGUCUAGGUAAAAAUGCCGAUCAGGAUUUGCUAAAGAGCCUUCCUGGAGUCACCCUUGAACAGGUCCGUGAUGUCAUCUCGAGAUACUUUUCACCACUGUUCAAAGCCGAGACCUCCAUCGGUGCCGUGACAGUGUCCACGAGCAAAACCGACGAAGUGGAAGCAGGCCUUAGGAAGCUCGGCUUUGAGACAGAGAGGAAAGAGUUACCGGUCUUGCAAGGAGAUGAUGAGAGCGAGCAUGGAAGCGACGUGGAUAUGAAUGGAAGCGAGAGUGGGAGUGAGGUCGAGCGAUAGGAAGAACAACAAAAGCUUAUUGUAGACCAUGCACAAGUAAAAGUUG